Molecule: messenger RNA, 378 nt
Organism: Dermochelys coriacea (leatherback sea turtle)
Lineage: Eukaryota; Metazoa; Chordata; Testudines; Dermochelyidae
Product: galanin peptides-like
Exons: 5
Coding region: 1-378 (125 amino acids)
Cellular component (GO): extracellular region
Molecular function (GO): hormone activity
Source: RefSeq, a predicted model, not a curated record
AUGGGGACCCCUGCUGUGCUCUGCAUCUCUUUGGCCCUGUGGGCGCUGCUGGGCGAAUGCGCUGGGAUCCCUCUGAUGCUCAAAGACAAACGUGGCUGGACCCUGAACAGUGCAGGCUACCUGCUGGGCCGCUACGCCCACCGCCCACUGAUGGAUAAGGGGGUCUUAUCCGGGAAGCGGGAGGCCACUGAGGGGCCCGUGCAGCUGGAAGUGGAGUUCGAGGGUGCCCCCUUGCGCCCCGCUGCCGAGCGCAGCUUCCAGACCUUGCUGGAUUUCCUCUCCUCCCUGUGUCUUCCAGGUGAGUGCCAGGGCCAGACUUUGGGGGAGCUGGGGGCCCUGGAUCGUCUGCCCCUCCCCGAUGCCGCCAGCCAGCCCUAG